CACACACACACACACACACACACACACACACACACAUUGAUGGGAUUAUGUUUUAGUGCUCCGGCUUAAUGAUAAAGCCUGGGUGGAUGGGCAGAGAGGUGGAGAUCACGUGUCCACCCCUUGUACUACCGAUAUUUUCCAACAGAGGGACCAGUUUCACUGUCUCCCCCACCUUCUGCCUCUCCUGGCUCAGGCUCUCUCCCACCGACAUCAGGAGUGACUUUGCAGUGCUGUUGCUAUUGACCUUUUCCUUUAUACUGACUCAUUACUCCUAAUAUACAACUGAUGUUACAAUUUUCCCAGUAAUAAUGCUUUGUAGUUGCAUGGGUUAUUUUAUGCUCAUGUCCAUUAGUACAGAUACAACUGGAGCGAAGCCCUGAGAAUCCUUUAAGUGAUAAAUCAUUUUGUGGUAACUGCAUGUGGUCCACCAUUAGGAACUAUAAUUACUUAUUUUACAUUUGUCAUAAUCAUAUCCAUUCAGAGGAUAUAUUAAAAAACGGUAUGAUAUGUAUGGCCUUUGAGGAUCAGAUUUAUACACCACAGCCCUACUUGCACUAAACAGUUUUUAAAGGAUUAUUUUCCCUAUUAUGCAAAUAUGUUCAGAAAGGUUAAGAUUAAAUGAAAUAAAGCUCAGUUGUAAGAUAACAAGCCUAAUUUCAGAAUCUUUGAUAAUGGAAGUGAGCUAAUAAUUCUUGUUUUUGCCCUGUAUGUCCUCCAUCUACCUGCGUCCGUUCCCUGAAAUAAAUCUGUUCAUGAAAGCUCUCGGCUGGAGACGGUUUCAUGACAUUUAAAAACAAAAGGGGACAACUGCUAAAGAUCUUCCGACAUUUAUUCAGACAUGAUGACUUUGUCCUCAGAUAACAUUAUUGUUGUUCUGUGCACAUCUCAAGAAUGAGUGUAAUGGCCAACAGGCUCAAAUGCCCUUUACGUUUGCAUGACUGCCUCUGUUUGAGGGAAUGAUGUAAGGAGUCCAGCCUCAUGAUAGCCCCACCAUGACCUGCUUCUUUGUAGUUCUCUUUGUAAUCUGACUCACUAAAAUGGGGUUUUCCACAGAAAAGUCUCCUAGGGGAAGUCAUACAAAUGGCUUUUAGAGUGGCUGCUUACAGUAUUAAUGAGGUUUGAGAGGACAUUAUUAAUCUAGUGGCAAAACCGAAUAAUUUAUACAUUUGGGGCAUUUAUAAUAUGACAGUUAGGGGAAACAAAGGGAAUAUCUUCCCUUUUAAAAUCUGAAUUAUUGUUUUAUUAAUUGCUUACACCGUUCUGCAUUUACAAAGCUGUUAUUUAUUUUUUAUUUUUUGUUGCAUCCACUUUUCAGUCCAUAACUAUUGUCAUUUUCAGUAAAACUCGAUAUUUCUCUCAGACAAUUCUCUGCUGGAACAGCAGCUGACGAUUAGUGUUGCAUUCGGUCAAAAGCCAGAGAAAAUUCAGUGUCUGCAAGGAUUGGGAACAAAAAUCCGUUAAAAUUUUCAAAGUUCCAACAGAGAUCUACUGACAACUCAUUAGUGUCUUGUUCAAUGUAAAUAAUAGCAAAAUAUUAUUAGGAAAUGAUAUAAUUUGACAAAAAAGCAGACAAUUGACUUUUUAAUUAGCGUUUGAUGAAGCGAGACAGACAUCUGUCUGCAGGUGUUGAUAACAUUAUCUACAGCACUCUUGAGUAAACAAAGUAAUCUACAAUUCUGAGACAUGCAAAUAUUACUGAAACAGAUGGACACAUUUUGAGAAGGUAUAUGACAGGUAUUCGAAGAAAAUAUGGUAUGAGGAAAGCUGACGGUGAGAAGGACAGGAAUGUUAAUAGCUAUCACCUAUUUUCUUUUACUUUAAAAACACAAAAGUUUAAAAACGCUAUAGAAAAUAUGUUUAAUUUUAGUUAUGUUAGAUAAACAUAGUGAGAUUUUAGUCCCCAUUGAAAAGAAAAUGAUGAUGCUAUAAUGAAAUAAAUAAAUAUGCAGUUUAAUCAGAUUAAAACAUAAUAACAUGCUGUCAUCGUAUGCACUUUGACAUUAUAAUCUACCAAAUAUGUCCCUAAAAACCAACGUUACCCUUCCUCUCAGCCUCACUGCCUUAUUUGUUGAUUUUUGACUUUGAAGAGUUUCAGCAUCCUUUAGCACCAUCAAUGUGAGUCACUGUCUUCCCGGAUGCCAGGCUCUGUCAUCGCUGUGGGCAAGUGUAGCGUGGGUGAGAGUGGCAAAACACCAGAAAAAGGAACGGAUGAUGUGGGAGUUAGACACUUAUCUUGGCCCAGUGGCUGCAGUGAAGCAAAAGGAUCCAGGGUUUCACAAAGUCAUUUCUGCACACCGUACAAUGUGUUUUUAUUGCAUCAGCAUGCUUUAAAUGGCAUAUAACCCUCAUUACAAACCCAGUUUCGAAAAAAUAAUAAUACUAAUUAGUAAAUAAAAUGUAUUAAGGGUUGUUCAAACCUUAUAACGGACAAAGGAAAAGAUUUUGCAUUUUUUAACAAAGUUUAUAAAUCUUUAAAUUGAAAAACAAAUGAUUUUGGGAAAAGGACAUUUAAACUAACAUUGUCUCACGUUUCUCAGAUUUUUAGUUAAACAUUUUUAUCUUUUUGGAAAUGAGCACUUUUAGCUUGUCUUAAUCCGUCUUUAGUCUUAUUGCUGAUUGAGUUGAUUUUGGAGUUUUAGGGUGAAAGAUCAACAGAAAAUUACAUGAAGAUUGAACAGUCUGCACAAAAGUUGUCUAUUUUAUUUAUCCUUGUGUUUUACCAGAUGUAAAUGAAGGUCACAUCUGGAGCAUCUUGUCUGUGACCCGGUUAAGGUCUUCAGCAGCGUACAGCGUCAUGACGUCACAGUCUUGUGCUUUUAACUAAGACAGUGGACAUUGUAGCAAAACAGGUCUGCGUCUGCUCAGCUGCAGCACCGGAGUCCAAAAUGUGCAAAACACUGUCAUUAUUAAAUUAGGAUAUCAUUAGAUGAAUAAUGCAUUAAUUGAUGAAUUGUUAGUUCAAGUUAGAGCAGCCACCUAUGUAUUGGCAAUAUUUAUUCUUCCUCGUGUGAGUGCGUGCGCGUGUGCGUCAGGAUUUAAAUUAAUCUUUUUUAGAUCGAUGCCUUUUGUUAAAUAACUCUCUUGUAUUCUAACGCUCUGCUUCGGGUUUUCUCUGGCUCAUUCUCCAUCAUUAACUGGAAUCAGGGAGGAACUUCUACCGGCGGAGUGGUUAAUAAAAAUCAGUUGUUCAUAACAGGGCGGUGGCACUGACAAGAGAGAGGAGGAAAAAUACAGAAAAAAAAACGUUUUAAAAUCCUCGAAAUCUGCGCUCGGCUUUUCCCGUCUGCUUCAUGCUGCAAUUAGCUGCGCGCAUACACAACGCAUGCUUAUAAAACUCGAAACCUUUUUGUUAUUUAGUGGUUUAACGCUUAUUUGGUGUUCGAUCGGAGGUGCUGAAUGCAGCCAGCGCUGUCGGAGUGGUUCUUCCUCCCCCUCUUUGCCCACCGACAGCAUCACCGUCACAGGCAAAGGAGGAGAGGGAGACCAAUCGCAGCAACAGAGGAAUGGAGACAGCUUUGCAAUACAGGUAGACUGUAUUGAAAACAACAGCCAUACAGACAAUGAAAAACAUGGAUGCACAGGAGAAUUUUUUUUGGCAAAGGGAGGAGAGGAUGCAGUAUUUACCCUGCUCAUAGCCGGAGUUAUGCAGAGACUAUUUCUCUGGUUUUAAUGAGGCGGGUGGGGACCCGCAGCAAGCCGGAAAGGCGGAAAGAUUUCUCUAAAUCAUGUUUUAUUUCUGCUUGCCUGCGAUGGCUGUGACAGUACGAUGCUGCUACAGUGUAAUGGAGUACGUGACUUUUUCUUUAUUUCUGCUUUUCUUCGUGUUCAGUGGCUUAACUAACGCACUAAUUCAAUACUCCGUUCCGGAGGAGCUGGAAAAUGGAGCGCAGGUUGGUGACAUCGUUCGGGAUUUGGAUCUGGAUCUGGGAAAACUUUCCACCCGACGCAUCCGAAUUACAUCGGACAGUGGACGGAGAUAUUUCACCAUAAACCACAAAACCGGGAAGCUGGUGGUGAGUGACCGCAUUGACCGAGAGACCGUUUGUGGAUUUAGUGGCACCUGUUCGCGCAACCUGGAGGUGGUCUUAGAGAACCCGCUGGAAAGGCACAACGUGGAGGUGGAGAUCUUAGACGUGAAUGAUAACGCACCACAGUUCCCUCGAGAUGAAUAUCAACUUGAGGUGUCGGAGUCAGCUCUCACGGGCUCGCGGUUCCACAUCGAGGGAGCCCAGGAUGCUGAUGACGGUCCCAACUCAGUGAAGCAGUACAGACUCAGUCCAAACGAACACAUUUCUUUAGAGUCUUCUAAAGCCUUUUCCAAUAAUAAACAAAUUGAGCUCAUCCUGAAGAAGCCCUUUGACCGGGAGCACAUGCCCUCCCAUCAGCUUGUCCUGACAGCUGUAGAUGGAGGCACCCCACAGAGAACUGGCACAGCCAAAAUCAACGUCCGUGUCCUUGAUGCCAAUGACAAUGUCCCUGCUUUCAGCAGUUCUGUGUAUAAAGUAAAAGUUUUUGAGAACUCUCCAAAAGGGACACUUGUGAUCCGAUUAAAUGCAACAGACCCGGACGAGGGCUCAAAUGGAGAGGUUUUUUACUCUUUUAGCAGUUACACACCUGAACGAGUCAGGCAGAUGUUUUCUAUGGACAUACAUACAGGGGAAAUUAGGGUGAAAAAUAACAUAGACUAUGAGGAAACCACCUCCUAUGAAAUGUACAUUCAGGCUAUGGACAAGGGUCCAGCCCCUGUGGCAGUGCACUGUAAAGUCGUUGUGGAGGUUUUGGACGCCAACGACAACAUUCCUGAGAUUGUUUUGUCUUCACUCUCCAGCCCUGUGCGUGAAGAUGCUCGGGCUGACACAGUGGUGGCAUUGAUCAGCAUCAAUGAUCGGGAUUCUGGACAAAACAAACAAGUGACCCUUGAGAUCAUGCCCAACCUGCCUUUCAAGAUCAAGUCCUUCCGAAACCACUACACCGUUGUAACAUCUGCUUUCCUAGACCGAGAAUCCAUCUCAUCCUACAAUAUCACAGUCAGCGCUGUAGAUGGAGGAGCUCUGCCUCUUUCUGCUGAAAUGACAUUCAGGGUAGAAGUUGCAGAUGUUAAUGAUAACCCACCUCGCUUUGAGCAGACAUCCUAUACUGUUUACAUAACAGAGAACAAUGCUCCUGGUGCAUCUCUGUGUGUUGUCAAGGCAACGGAUGCUGAUGAUGCAGAAAAUGCACGCAUCACCUAUACUGUUCUCAAUGAUAACAAUCAUGGUAUCCCUGUGGCCAGCUACGUCAGCAUCAAACCCAACACAGGUGAGGCCUACGCCCUCCAAGCCUUUGACUUUGAAAAGCUGCGGGAGUUUCACUUUCAGAUUAAAGCCCAGGAUAAUGGUGUGCCUCCUCUCAGCCGUGUGGCCACAGUAUAUGUUUACAUUAUGGAUCAGAAUGAUCACGUGCCAAGGAUUGUCUACCCUCCUGCCAACGGGAGCCACACAACCGAAACUAUCAUGAAGAAUGCAGAAGCAGGAGUACUAGUUAGCAAGGUUACAGCAUGGGAUGGUGAUGCGGGGCAGAAUGCCUGGCUGUUUUACGACCUGGAUCCGACCAGCACAGUCCUCAAUCUAUUUAAGGUGCAUGAGUACACGGGUGAGAUUCGCACCACAAGGAGGGUCAUUGAGGACAACUCUACCAGCUUUGUUCUGACAGUCGUGGUUUGUGACCAUGGCAUGCCUCCACUCUCCUCCACCGCCACCAUCCAUGUUCAUGUAAUGGAGCUGCUUCCAAAGUUGACCCCUGACACAAAGCGCAUUGUGAGGCCUGACAGCCCACUAAUGUUUUCCCCUGUCACACUUUACCUCAUCAUAGCCCUUUGUGCCACAACUUUUGUAUUUCUGGUCACCGUCUUUGUUCUAGCCAUUGUGCGGUGUCAUGAGUACUGCACCAAGACUGGCUCAUGCUGUCCAUGUUGUGUCUCCCAGAAAAGUAUGCCAGAGGGCGGCACCUCUGCAGGUGGUGGAGGAAGAGCUGUAGGUGGAGGAGCUACAGCAACACAACAAAACAUCAACGUUGCUCUUCGACGUGACCUCAAAGUGGAGCCGCAUUAUAUUGAAGUGCGAGGAAAUGGUUCUUUGACUAAAACUUACUGUUACAAGACAUGCUUGACUGCCACAUCAGGAAGUGACACGUUUAUGUUCUACAACACGGGAAGGCCGCACAGUGGCACCUGGGGGUCAGGGUAUGUCACCAGCCACAGUGGACAGAGCCAGAUAUUUGUACGGCGUCUCAGUAUGCCAGAUGCAACUGCCAUUCAGCCAAAGGUGCCUAGCUCGGACUGGAGAUACUCAGCCUCCCUGAGAGCAGGAGGUGUAAUGCAGAGUUCAGUGCACAUGGAAGAGUCGUCGGUCAUGCAGGGAGCUCAAGGCGUCCUGGUGCAGAACUGGCCCACUGCAUCGAGUGCUGCUGAUGGUGAAGGAGGAGAGGUUUCACCCCCGAUGGGUGCCGGCGUAGACAGCAACAGCUGGCACUUUCGUUACGGCCCAGGUGGGCCCGGUGGACCCCCGCAGCACCUGAAGCCUGGCGAGGUUCCUCCUGAAGCUUUCAUCAUUCCUGGCUCACCCGCCAUAAUAUCCAUCAGACAGAACCAGGGAGGAGAGGACGACAAGAGCGAUUUCAUCACCUUUGGAAAGAAAGAGGAGGCCAAGAAAAAGAAGAAGAAGAAGAAGGAGAAGGAGAAGAAAGACAAAAAGGAUAAGGGGAAGGAUGAUGGGGAUGAGUAAAGCUGUAGAAAAAGAAAGCAAGUUGCAAAGGAUAAAAGGGCGUUGCUAAAACAGAGGUACCAACCAAAGUUCACUGGGCAAAAAGAGAAUCUUAUUUACUACCUAUCGUCAUUGAAACAUUGCAGAGUGUUUACUCUUGGUCCUGGCCUUACCAAGAUUUAUUUUACCUUCAGUUAUCUACUGAUGUAAAUUAUAUAUCUUGCCUUUAUUCAACUAAAGAUUAAACAGACAAUAAAAGGAUUGUUUUUUCUCUCCAUGCCCCAUGUGCCUAUGCCCCCUUAGUCGAGUCGAGUCAUGUCACAAUUUUGCGAAACAAAGAACCACUCUUUGCCCCUGUCUUGAUUUGUUUCUCCUUUAGCCCAAUGGGUAUGUUGGCACCUCUGUCUUACCCCCUCCCCAAUGUGUAAAGCAUCCUCCCAACAAGGAGACUAAUGUUUUGAAUAAAACAACAAAAAACUGUGCCAGCUUAAGGAAAAGAAGACACACGAAGAAGACUGACACAGUUGCAUGCAGUCUGGAGCUGGACACACUACUUGUAAAUAGCACAGACAAGAGUCACUGAAACUAAGGCUAAUAUAACACUGCUGCAGAUUCACUGGUAAUUACCAACAGUGUUAUCGGAAAUCUCAACGAAACCACAUGUACACACACAUCCACACGUUCAAACACCAACUUAUUAUCCAUGACAAAAUGGACUAGGAAAGCACUUGAGGCCUAAAAAGAGGAAGAGAGGAGAAAGGAGAGAGAAUAAACUGACGUACAAGAAAUGUGCUUAAAACUGGACGCCGCAAGCUUGUUGCCCUGCACUAUCACCUCUUACGUGCAAAUAAACGUCAGCUCUCUCAGGAUGGAAGCAGAAUUGAUUGCAAUCACUUUAUAUUUGCUCACUGCAUUGAAACAACAACAAGCUUCAUCUCUUGCCAGAACCCCAGCUGAGGAUUAUGGAGAUCACUGGGGAAAAGAAGGAGGAACAAAGGAAGAUGCUUCAUGUUUUCCUGAGCAUCAAAGAGGGUAGAGUCCAGCUGAGCUGGCUGGAGCCUUGGAAGUCUUUUAGUGGACUCUAAAGAAACAUCACUUUUUCUUCUCUUCCUGGUGCAGGAAAAGCCUGAUGCUUUCUACUCUGAAUGUUUGGUAGCAACCAAUCCUCACCUAAUACCUUGAGUUUACAAACAAUCACCUGCUUGUACUUGCUCCCAGCUGCCACAAACCAAAUUUUACCCCAGCUACUGUUUUUCCCCUAGUUACUCGUCCUGCAUUGACUGACUCUCAUAGAAUAUUUUUGAUUUAUUAUUGUUGUUUAUUCUUUGUUUGAGAUUAAUUUUUACACUGUCAGUUAUUGUCUUCAUCCCAGUUUCAUGCCUUACCUGCCCACUAUGAAUUUACCCUCAGACAUUGACCCAAACCCCUGCUCUGACCCCCUUCUCAGGAUCACUUCUGGGAACGGCCUGCUUUGAACAUUGUGGUGUGCUGAGAACAGCAUGGAGUAAUGUAGACAGGGGCCUGGGGAGAACCAGUCAGGGGUCUGGGCCCUGAAUCUUUUUCAGAUGUUACUGAAGUGCAAAACGGUUCAGUGCUUUUAACUUGUGAAUACUACAGUAUGUGGUUAAUUUCCUGUUUGUAGACACUGCUGAGAGGGAAGCAGGUGGGAGGAGACUGUGAAGAGAUGGGAUAAAGCGAGGAUUGGUGCACCAUCGGCAGAACCUUCUUCUUCAUGUAUAUUAGAAGAAAGGUUAACAAAUUUGAUUGUUUAGUAACACAGAGUCUCAUUUUCGCAUCUAUGUAUGCUGUAAAGGUAGCGUAGACCUUCUGUAGAUUGUCUCAAAAGUACUGAUGGGGGGGUCUAGAUUUCACACCCCAAAGCUUUAUCCUAUAAACUCUAUCACAGGCUGUUCUGAAAAGGGACACAUUCACAGCUCAACACCUGCUUCCGUUGGUUUCCCUCCUUUUGCCUGUAACUUAAUGCCAUGUCCAAAAAGUUUGUUAUUUUUCUUUUUUGGCUCAGUAUGAUGUCACUUCAUUAGGUGGCUGCUGCAUGUACUGCUCUAAGGAAACACAUACUAUAUAGAGAAAUAUAUAUAUAUAAAUAUAGCUCGAUAGAUUACUAUGAUUUAAUUAUUUUCUAAUAUCAUUUUUCUUCAUUUUUCACACAGGAACUAUUUGUGUGUAAAGCUGUUUCUGCCAAACAUCUAUGUAAAACAAUCUUCACGCUCCACAGAUGUUUAUUGGCAUCCACUAACCUUCUCUAGGUAUUUGUAAAUGAUACAGUGUGAUACCUUUCAAUGCAAGUUUUUUUUCUCUCUCUCUCUUUUACCAACAGGGGUUCUGCAUUUAAGAACAAGCAAAGCAAGAAAAAAAAUCACUCUGUGUCUGGCUUUGACAUGAUGAUCUAACACUGUAUUAUUGUAUCUGAAAUAUGUAUGUUCUUAUGAAGAGCUAUCACUUCCCUUUCACUCUCAUGAAAAGAAAAAAAAAGAAAAGAAAAAAAGUGUGUUAAAAGAAAAAUAGCAAAAAAAAAUAUAUGUUAGUGUAUGCUUAUGUUUGGUGAGCAUUCAUGCUGUCAAUCUUUCCCAAUGUAUGGUGGUGAACUAUGGUGGCGAUGUGCUGUCCAAAUUGGAUCAGCAGAGAUUUGUUGUGAAACCUUUUCUUGUACACCCUUUCAUCAACUGUAACAGUGAUGUAGUGAAUUUCAUUUAUUUCAUUUACUUUUUUAAUUUUUUUGUUUUACCUAAAUUGAUACAGUGGUAAUGUGUUUGGUUUAAAAAUCACCAAUAAAACUUCUUUUGUAAAAGAAA
Nothobranchius furzeri (turquoise killifish) is the source of this 9553-nucleotide messenger RNA. Lineage: Eukaryota; Metazoa; Chordata; Actinopteri; Cyprinodontiformes; Nothobranchiidae. The record is from RefSeq and is a predicted model, not a curated record.